This is a messenger RNA of Thunnus maccoyii (southern bluefin tuna), 3919 nucleotides long. RefSeq names its product regulatory factor X, 2 (influences HLA class II expression) (gene rfx2). The transcript has 18 exons. Gene Ontology annotation, molecular function: RNA polymerase II cis-regulatory region sequence-specific DNA binding; DNA-binding transcription factor activity, RNA polymerase II-specific. Gene Ontology annotation, cellular component: nucleus. Gene Ontology annotation, biological process: regulation of transcription by RNA polymerase II. NCBI's taxonomy places the organism in Eukaryota, Metazoa, Chordata, Actinopteri, Scombriformes, Scombridae. The coding region runs from base 459 to 2669 and encodes 736 amino acids. The record is from RefSeq and is a predicted model, not a curated record.
AUAGAAUUUAACAUGAAUUAAUCUCACUGUGGAGAGGAGUACUCUGAGAUCGUUGCUAGCAGUGUUGGUUAUUUUCCACAACAUAACUUUCCCUUCUUUUGUGGCAUCCGCCCCAAGUUGAGAGAACGGCUUUCCACUCUUCAUCUUAACUGACGUUCCCCCCUAUCGCCGGCAAUAGCUUUUUUACACCCGCUGUCAAGCUUGGAAAAACAUCUACUUCACGUCUACUACUUGUUUUGCUACACUUAAACGUGAACGCUACUCACAGCGUCAAUGUUAAUCCAACUCAAAAACGUAUUCAACAUCACUUUACACUUGUUGCUAUGCUCUGUGGAGAUGUGAACGCGCUUUUCAGCUCGAUCCCAGCAGGAUGGAUGGCUGGUUAGGCUAGCGUCACCGGUCAAGCUCCGGCUAAUGCUAAUUUAGACAGCCAGCAGCGAUGAGUGCAAGUUCAGUUCAUGCAGAGCUCCGAGGGAGGGUCAGACACCACGACCAGCGUGGCAACACUGCGGACGUCAUCAUCAGCCCAGGCGCCUGUGGUACAGCCUGUCCCAGCCUCCCAGCAGAGGGUGCUGGUUCAAGCCACAGGCUCAGCUCAGAAGGGAGGACAAGUACAGCAGCUUUCAGUACCCAGGGUUCAACAGGUCCCUCAGCAGGUGCAACAGGUGCAGCACGUCUAUCCAUCACAGGUCCAAUAUGUAGGAGAAAGUGGGGAGGCUGUUUACACCAAUGGAACUAUCCGAGCGGCCUACUCCUACAACCCUGAGGCUCAGUUGUAUGGGCAGAGCAGUGGCGGAGCUUACUUUGACUCACAGGCUGGUGGAGCUCAUGUCACCACAGUGGUCUCCUCUGCCAGUGGCGGGGUGCCCCCUCAUGGCAUGGUGGGCAUCGCCAUGGACGUGGGCAGCAGCCACAUCAUCUCCAGCGGCAGCACCUACCUAAUCCAUGGAGGAAGCAUGGAGGGAAGCCGCAACCACAUAUCACACUCCUCUCGCUCCUCCUCAGCCAUGCUUGAAAUGGCGAUUGAAAACCUCCAAAAGUCUGAAGGAAUUGCAAGUCACAAAAGCAGCCUGCUCAACAGCCAUCUGCAGUGGCUGCUGGACAACUACGAGACUGCGGAGGGAGUGAGCCUGCCCCGGUGCUCCCUGUAUAACCAUUACUUGCGGCACUGUCAGGAACAGAAACUGGAUCCGGUCAACGCAGCCUCCUUCGGCAAGCUCAUCCGCUCAGUUUUCAUGGGCCUCAGGACCCGCCGCCUCGGUACCAGAGGCAACUCUAAGUAUCAUUACUAUGGCAUCCGGGUGAAGCCAGACUCUCCGCUUAACCGGCUGCAGGAAGACACCCAGUACAUGGCCAUGAGGCAGCAGCCUGUCCAUCAGAAACAGAGGUUCAAACCUCUACAGAAGGUGGACGGUAUGUCCGACAGCCUGUGUGGGAGCUCUCAGCACUGUAACAACACUCCAGAGCAGUCGGUGGCUGCUCAGAGCCAACACCACCAGCAGUACAUAGAUACAUCCCACACCUUACCUCCGUUUCCCACUCCUGACUUGGGCACCCAGCCUCUGCCCGAGCGCAUCAACAUGAACGACAUCAAGAAGCUGCAGACGCUCUACAGAGACCACUGUGAGGCGACUUUGGAUGUGGUGAUGAACCUCCAGUUCCACUACAUUGAGAAACUCUGGCAGACCUUUUGGUAUUCAACACCGCCAUCUAGUGACGGAAGCACCACCAUCCCUAACAGUGAUGAUGACCUGGAAAGUGUGAUCCCCAGAGAGAAGCUGGUAGCUCUGUGUAAAUAUGAACCAAUCAGACUAUGGAUGAGGAGCUGUGACCACAUCCUUUACCAGGCUUUGGUGGAGAUCCUCAUCCCUGAUGUGCUGCGUCCUGUUCCCAGCACUCUUACUCAGGCCAUACGUAACUUUGCCAAGAGUCUGGAGGGAUGGCUGACUAACGCCAUGACCAACUUUCCUCAAGAAAUCAUCCGCACCAAGGUGGCGGUGGUCAGUGCGUUUGCACAGACUCUGAGACGUUACACCAGUCUGAACCAUCUGGCCCAGGCAGCCCGCGCCGUCCUCCAGAACACCUCCCAGAUAAACCAGAUGCUCUCUGACCUCAACCGGGUCGACUUUGCUAACGUUCAGGAGCAGGCGUCGUGGGUGUGUCAGUGUGACGAGAGUGUGGUUCAGCGUCUGGAGCAGGACUUUAAAGUCACCCUGCAGCAGCAGAGCUCCCUGGAUCAGUGGGCGACCUGGCUGGACAACGUGGUCUCUCAGGUCCUGAAGCCCCACCAGGGCAGCCCCAGCUUCCCCAAGGCUGCACGCCAGUUCCUGCUCAAAUGGUCUUUCUACAGCUCCAUGGUGAUUAGAGACCUGACUCUGCGUAGUGCAGCUAGUUUUGGCUCUUUCCACUUGAUCCGCCUGCUGUAUGAUGAAUACAUGUUUUACCUGGUGGAACACCGUGUGGCUCAGGCCACUGGAGAAACUCCUAUUGCUGUCAUGGGAGAGUUCAGUGACCUGAGCUCUAUGAUGCCAUCACUAAUGGAAAAAGACGCCUCCUUCUCUGAUGAGAUGAGCGACUUGGGCAGUGAUGCCGACGCGUCCAGAGGUCCUACUGAACCAGCCGUUAAGAGAGAGAGGAUCGAAAUGAGCCACCCUCUGCAGGAGAUGUGAGUCCAGUCCAGACGGGGGCCGGACUGAAAGCCACAUCAACCAGCAUCUCUCUCUCCGUUGAAAAGAUGACCCUCGUGUGGCUUUUGGGCCGAGCACACUGCGUCCGUCUGCAGUCAGCGUGUGCAAUGUAUAUAGACAAGAGAGUAGCAAUGUCAGUCCUCCCCUCACUAGCGUUCGUAAAGACGGUAAUCUUUCUCCCAGGAAGCAGCAAUCUGACCCGAGGAGCAAGCUCACGUCUGUCUUUUUUUUUUUUUUUUUUUUUUUUUUUUUUUUACUCACAGGGGUGUAACACAGGUCUGAUUUUCUUUGUUUUUGUUGCAACUGUGAAUGACUUUGUGCAGUACCUUUUUAUCGGAUGUGUAACUCUUGAGUGGUGGUGUGUGACGUUAACGUGGGUCUUUAAAAAAAAAACAAAAAAACAACAACAACAAAAACAAUCUUUAACUAGCUGUGCCAUAGUGUCAUUUGAGUGCCUUAGAUCGCUAACUUUGAAACCACCACUACAGAUGUCUAUCUGUCCCUCAGCUGUGCCUCUACCGCAGUAUGAAUGUAUCGUCUCCAAACCUCAGACAUUCAAAGCACCUUUAACAUUGAUUAGGUGUAGGUGUGUACUCCUUGUUGCCUCUGCUGCAGCUCGCAGCACAAAAAAAACAAACAAAAAAAAAGUAAAAAACAACAAUGAACAUGCAACCUACUGACCCAAAGGACCUUUCCCUCAGUCGUUCCCACCAGCUUAGCCAUAGCCGUGGCUCUGUCUGUCAGGCAGUAGGGCCUCAGUAGUCAGGAAGGCAGGGAACUCAGUCUGUUACCUUGGCUGUGUAAGACGUUGGUUUGUUUACCUCAACAGAUUUUCUAUGCUGUGCUCCGUUCGGCUCAGAUGACAUGAGGCAAGUAUUAAAAUAAUAAAAAAAAAAAAUGUAGCCACUGAUGCGGUUUAUGUAAAUAGUUCCCCACGUUCCUCCAAAUGGUUUCAAUCUUGUAAUAGCUCCUCCAUGUGAUAUAAAGACGCAUUCAACGAGUCCUUCUGUGGCAGUUUACUCAGCCGCCGCAGAGUUGGGAACAAAUCAUCCAUCCUAACGGAGAUGUGAUGUUGAAGCCCUUUAACCUAAACUGGAAUCUGGUCCGUCUCCUCUUUGAGCCUCAUUUCCUGAUCAAAGUGGUUGUACGUUUCUAAGUGAGAUCAAUUAAUACAUGUUAGAGCUUUGGACCUGUAAAACCAAAACCUUUACACACACACACACACACACACA